AUAAAUAAUGUCAAUGAAGUCAAUUGUCAAAUUCGAUUUGAAUGAAAUUUUAUUGUAAUUAUUUUCAAUUUCUAGCAAUAAUCAGCAUUAAUUAUAUAAACAAACAAAAUAAGAUUUGUUUGUUGAUGCUGACAGUGAAAUGUGAUUUGAAUUUGAACCUGCGUCCUGCACACUUUCACACGAAUCUUGUGUAUUUACAAGAGAUUUGUUCGUACUCAUUACCCAUCAUACUCUCAUCUGUGUUACCCAUGGAGUAAUAUUUAAUUAAACGCAUAAUAUGGAUGGUUUUGAUAAAGAAUUUAUCACACAAAUGUUUCUCGACAGUGACCAUGUUUCUACAGUAAACAGACUAACUGUGGCAAUUGCCAAUGUUGUUACUGAACAUAGUGAAAAUAUUAUUGUAUUCAACGAAGCGUUGGAAAAAGAUUUCGGACAAGUCCUGCAGGCGGUUGACAGUGGAAUUGAAAGUUGUCCUGAUUCCCUAAAGGUGAAUGGAUACUACGAAAAUAUUGUGCGGUCUUUUGAUAAUGAAGAUUACUUAGCAAGAUUUAAAAUGAAGAAAUCCACGGUUCAGGCCCUGAUCAAUUUUCUGAAGGAGAACUUAGAAAGAAACACUGUUGUGCCACUGGAUAAAAAAGUGCAUAUAUUUUUAUGGUUGUUAACUAGUGAUUGUUCUUUCAAUGAAGUUGCAACUUUGUUUGGUCUUCAAAAAGCAACAGUUAGUUAUAUUUUUCACAAAAUGGCCUUAUUAAUUUGUGAGCAGAGAUAUAAUUUUAUUAGCUGGCCAUCUAUAGAAGAGCAACAUGUUACUAGGAUAAAAGUUAACAGUAGAUAUAAGUUUCCUAACUGUGUAGGGUUUAUUGAUGCUUGUCAUUUUAAAGUGGGAGCAAAGCACCGCACUAAAGGCAAACAAGAUACUGUUCUUCUACAAGCAGUUUGUGAUGAAUCUCUAAUGUUCAUAGACAUACACAUUGGUGAUAUUGGAAGGACUAAGAAAAACAAGGUUUUUAAAGAUAGCUCAUUAGCUCAAGAAAUAAAAAAUUUCAUUGAUUUUGAAAAUCAUAUCUUAGGUGAUGCUGAAUAUAAAUUAAGAAAGAACUUAAUGACUCCAUUUUCAAGUGAAGAGUUAUUGACUAGUGAAGAAAUGAAAUUCAAUGAAGUCCACUGGAAAGCUCGUUCUUAUAUUGGACAUGCAUUUGAAUUGCUCAAAGAAAGAUUCAGAAAAUUAAAUUAUAUGGAAGUUGUUAAACCAGAAGUUGUGAACACAUUAGUUUGUGCUGCAUGUGUCCUACAUAAUUUCAUAUUGCUACAUGAAGGUUGUCCAGAAAUUAAAGAGGAGAUGAUCAUAUGUGAUGAAGGAGUUACCAUUGACACGAAUAUAGUUAAAACAGCCUCAGAAAAGCGCCAAUUUUUAUGUAAUUAUAUAAAUUACAUUAAUUUAGACAAUGCAUUGACCUCCCCAGUGAAUGAUUUAUGAAAAGGAAACACAUUUAUAAUUUAAUAAUACUUUUAUUUCACCACUAAUAUGGGAAAUUGAUAAAGUUGCUAAUUAUUAAAUUGAUUUUUUGUAAUAUAAAAAAUAUAAAUAAAAUAUUGAAUAUCAUUCAAUUAUUGAAUUCUGCAAAAUGUACAUUGUAUUAAAAUUUACACUAUAGUAGCUGCCUUUGUUACAAACACAAGUUUAAUACAAUGUAGGAACCUACCUACAUUUUAGGUUCAUUUCAUCAUUUUUAAAAUAAAGCUUUCUUUAAAAACAUGCUCAGCUUUGAAAUACAUAAUAUCAAUAAUUUUAUUAUAGUCCUACCAUGUGUAGCAGGUAUAUACAGAACAUAUAAUUUCUGCUUAACUUAACAGACUUUGAUAAUUUCACGGUGGGAAUACUUGAUUUUUAGAUCUGGUGGUUGCUUCAAUCAGUAUUUGAAUCCACAUUGUUAGUUUAAUCACAUUCAAUAUUGAGAUAAAAAUGAU
Molecule: messenger RNA, 1968 nt
Organism: Ostrinia furnacalis (Asian corn borer)
Lineage: Eukaryota; Metazoa; Arthropoda; Insecta; Lepidoptera; Crambidae
Exons: 2
Coding region: 278-1477 (399 amino acids)
Source: RefSeq, a predicted model, not a curated record